AUGGUUAGCCGCUUGAAACCUCAUCAACGGCUGCUAUCGCGAUCUCGACCUCGACCUCUUCGAGUUCACAUCACAUUGUCUCUUCUUUCACUAAGAGCUCUACUACUGGACUCCAUCAUGGCAGUCCUCAGCUCAUGCUACUCGUUCUUCACCAGCUCCACUACGCUCAACAUCACGUUGCGGACUAUGGUCCUGGCGGCUCUCACCUCCAUGCUCUUCAACGCCAUCGACCUUCGUCUUCCAGUCCCAGCUGCGGUGGAAGAGUUGACCGUCGUGGUGGUACUUCUCGCCCUCGAACUUGGUCUCAGCCGAAACCGCCAGGACAGCACGACCAAGAAGAGCAAGCCAUGCCCCGGUGAGCGGCGUGUCUACGAAGAUGUCACCGGCCUCGCUGGGCGGCUCCAGGCAGCAGCCAAGGCAGGUGACACGGAUGCAGCAGAGGCCUUGAUGGAGAGGAUUCUGGGGGAGGGUACCAAGCCCAGUUUGGUUUGCUAUGGAGCCUUGAUCUCAGCCUUUGCUAAAGCCGGGGAUGUGAAGCGUGCGGAGUAUUGGCUGGAGGCUCUUGAAGCCUCCGGUGUAGGCAGCCCUAACGGGAUCUGCCUGAAUAUGUUGAUCAGUGCCUGUGCCAAAGCCAAUGCUGUUGAUCGUGCAGAGUAUUGGCUUGUGAAGAUGCCUUCUUUGGGAUUGAGCCCGGAUGUCAUGAGCUACAACGCCGUCAUCGAUGCUUGCGCAAGGACGGGGGAUGUGGUUCGGGCAGAGCGUUGGCUUGAGAAGAUGAAGGCUUCUGGCACAACCCCCAAUGUUGUCAGCUACAGCUCCGUGCUGCAUGCCUGUGCACGCAGCUGCGAUGCCAGUCUGGCCGAGCGCUGGCUCGAGCGCAUGUCCAAGGAGGGCGCUGAGCCGAAUGCCAUCUGCUACAAUGCCGUGAUCAAUGCUUGGUGCAAGGAGGGCAACACCCGACGUGCAGCUCAUUGGCUCGAGCAGAUGUCCGUGCGAGGAGUCCAGCCCACCGUCAACAGCUACAGCACGAUCAUCGACAAGUUGGCGAAGGCUGGUGACAUCGACGGAGCCGAGACCUGGCUGAUGCGUAUGGCAGAGGCAGGGGUGGAGGCAGAUGCCGUCUCAUACAACAUGCUCUUCAGCGCUUGCAGCAAGAUGGGCGAUUCAGUCAGGGCCGGCAAGCUCUUCGAUCAGAUGAUGCAGCGCAAGGUAACCCCAAACACAAUCUGCUUCAAUCUGAUCAUCAACACUCACAGCCGUCAAGGUGAUUUCUACGCUGUUCUUCGACGUCUGCGCCAGAUGCGCGAGCAGGGCAUCCAAGCUGAUCGUGUCAGCUUCAACACCUCGCUGAAGGCCUUCUCGCGUUGCUCCGAUUGCAAGGCCGUGGAGAAGCUCCUGGAGGAAAUGCACAGUGCCGGUGUGAAGCCCGACGUCGCGGCCUACAACACCUUCAUUGCUGUGUGCAUGCGUGCCAAGGACGCUUCCAAGGCCGAGGAAUGGCUGUGUCGAAUGACAAGCGCUGGCGUGCAGGCAGAUGCCGUCAGCUACUGCACCAUGAUCGAUGCCUUUGCACAGAGCGGCGACUUGCACCGUGCCGAGAAAUGGCUCGAGAAGAUGGAGCGUUCUGGGCUCCAGGUUGGUGCCACAACCUACGGGUUGCUGAUCAGUACGGUCGCGAAGAUGGGUGAUGUCGGCCGUGUGGAGCGCAUCUUCGAGCGAAUGGACCGUGCCAACGUCGAGGUCAACGGCUCCACCUACAACGCGCUCAUCUCGGCCUGCGCUCGGAAGGGGGAUGUGGACCGGGCCGAGUUCUGGCUGAAGAAGCUCCUGAAGUCCAACGCGCAGGCGGACGUCGCCAGCUACUCCUCGGUGAUCCACGCGUGCGCCAAGGCGAACAGCCUUCGCCGGGCUGAGGCUUGGAUCGAACAGAUGGAGCACGACGGCAUCCCAGCCAACGUGGUGACCUACAACAGCGUGAUCAACGCCUGCGCUCGCUGCGGGGACGCCACGCGUGCGGAGUAUUGGUUUCAGAAGAUGACGUCCCAGGGAGUCCAGCCCGGAGUCCUCACCUUCAACUCCCUGGUGAACGCCUGCGCCAAGGCCUUGGAUGUGGAUCGUGCUGAGAAGUGGCUGAAGGAGAUGCCAAAGCACAAUGUCCAGCCGGAUGACGUGUCCUACAGCACCGUGAUCCAUGCCUGCGGCACAGCCCAGGAACCCGAGCGAGCCGAGCAAUGGAUGAAGCUGAUGAUCUCUUCACUUUGUAGCCAGGGUGAGAAGCCGGGCUCUUUCUGCUACAACUCCAUUGCCCAAGCCUGGGUUCGAGCUGGCGAUGUGGACCGGGCCAUGCACUGGCUUUCGGAAGCAGAACGCCUUGGGGUGGAAGUGUCCUCUGCGAGCUUGAACGGUGGAACUUUGGUCCUCGAAGGCCUGGAGCAGGUGAAGCGACUGGCCACAUUCCUUUGCUUAAAUAAUUCGAAGAAGGUGAAGCUGCACCUCCACAAUGCCUACCGCGACACGCACUUCUGGAAGCUGAGUGAUGGUGCCGACUUCCAGAAGGAAGCCAGAGCUGCCGAGAUGAGAUCCCGACCCCACUACGAGGUUGGGUGCCUGGAGAUUGACGCAGAAAUCACUGCGGCAAAGAAGUUUCUGGAGAAGUUCACCUGGACAAAUCCAGACAAUCUCUGGGAAGAGUUUGAGGCACCCUUCUUGGACAUGGGCGCCAGCGUGCUGAACCAGAAGCCCAAACGCUUCAGGCUUCAGAUCAUCAAUCGAGCCCUUGUGCUCGCGAAGCUGAGCAUCCAGCUUUCCAACACGGGUCCCUUGAGGCUUCCCUGGAAGGACUGCAUGGUCGGACCUGGGCAGCAUGUCAAUGUCCUGAUCGACACAGCACCCAUCGAGUGCGGUGAGUGGCGCGGAGCCAUUCGCGUUUUAGGCAGUUGGGCUGGGUUCUUUGGGAAUGUGGAGGGCGAGGUGCGCAUCCCGACCUACUUCAGGGUUCAGACGCAGCAGAAGGAUAAGGAUGCAGGGAGGACUCUCCCGGUGCAUGCUCCAAGACCUUUCCGGCCUGGCAGCGCGAACAGGAUCUGGAUCGACCCUGCGACUUUGCACCCCCAGCAGCUCCGGAGCCCGACGCCACUGCGGCUUCGACCGGCGAGCUCCUCGGCCAGCAGCGCCAAGCCAGAGUCCCAAGGCUACCGGCCGGGAUCCUCAAGGACCGGGGUCAGCACAGCGAUACCCUCGUCUCGGCCGCUCAGCGCCCUGGGUCCUCCCUCGUCGCGCGGUUGUUGCUCGGCAAGCGCAGUGCCCUCCUCGCGCAGCCAAGCCGGUCGUCACGUGGCUGCGCCACUGCCGCCAUCAGCUCCUCAGGAAGCACCGCACGCUCCCAGCCGUCCCCGGCCGCGGUCGGCGCCGUCGGCUCCUCCCCUUCCCAAGGCGGAGGCGAAGACGAGGCCCGCCUCUGCCACAGAGGUUCGCUAG
Molecule: messenger RNA, 3477 nt
Organism: Symbiodinium sp. CCMP2592
Lineage: Eukaryota; Dinophyceae; Suessiales; Symbiodiniaceae
Source: the annotation of a GenBank genome assembly